AUGUCUUCAAACACUUCUUCUGUGAUGUCUUCUCCACGUGUCGAAAAGAGAUCGUUUUCUUCCACUUUAAAAUCAUUCUUCACAAACCCCAAUAAAAAACGGCCAUCGAGCAAGAAAGUUUUCAGUUCAAACCUCUCAUACGCGAAUCAUUUGGAGGAAUCAGAUGUUGAAGACACACUGCAUGUUAAUAAGAGAAAGAGGGUGUCCGGUACAUCACAGCAUAGCGACAGCUUAACUCAGAACAACAAUAAUGCGCCAAUUAUAAUAUAUGGAACCGAAAACACUGAGAGACCGCCGCUUUUGCCAAUUUUGCCCAUUCAAAGACUGAGGUUAUUAAGGGAGAAGCAGAGGGUGAGAAAUAUGCGUGAGCUUGGAUUAAUUCAAUCAACUGAAUUUCCAUCUAUUACAUCGUCGGUUAUAUUGGGCUCUCAAAGUAAAAGCGAUGAGGGAGGAUCGUACCUAUGCACAUCAUCUACUCCUUCCCCUAUUAAAAACGGUUCUUGCACUAGGCAGUUGGCCGGAAAAAGCGGUGAAGACACCAAUGUUGGACUACCCAUUCUCAAAUCAUUGAAAAAUAGAUCCAAUAGAAAAAGGUUUCAUAGUCAGUCAAAGGGGACCGUGUGGUCAGCAAAUUUUGAAUAUGAUUUGUCAGAAUAUGACGCUAUACAAAAAAAGGAUAACAAGGAUAAGGAAGGUAACGCUGGCGGUGAUCAGAAGACAAGCGAGAAUAGAAAUAAUAUUAAGAGUAGUAUUUCAAAUGGCAAUCUGGCUACAGGCCCUAACCUGACAAGCGAAAUUGAAGACCUACGUGCAGACAUCAACUCUAAUAGGUUAUCGAAUCCUCAAAAAAAUCUACUUUUAAAAGGACCAGCUUCCACAGUUGCAAAAACUGCCCCUAUUCAGGAGAGCUUUGUUCCCAAUUCAGAGCGCUCUGGUACGCCUACGUUAAAGAAAAAUAUUGAGCCCAAAAAGGACAAAGAAAGUAUUGUUUUGCCCACCGUAGGUUUUGACUUUAUCAAGGACAAUGAGACUCCAUCUAAGAAAACUUCUCCUAAGGCAACUUCUUCUGCAGGUGCAGUCUUUAAAUCGAGUGUAGAAAUGGGAAAAACCGAUAAGUCAACGAAAACUGCCGAGGCGCCUACCUUAUCAUUCAAUUUUAGCCAAAAGGCUAAUAAAACUAAGGCUGUCGACAAUACUGUCCCUUCCACAACUUUAUUCAAUUUUGGUGGUAAAUCAGAUACCGUUACUUCUGCCAGUCAACCUUUUAAAUUUGGAAAGACAUCCGAAAAAAGUGAAAAUCAUACAGAAUCAGACGCGCCUCCAAAAUCAACUGCUCCAAUAUUUUCUUUUGGUAAACAAGAAGAGAAUGGUGAUGAAGGUGAUGAUGAAAAUGAGCCCAAAAGAAAAAGGCGUUUACCUGUUAGCGAGGAUACAAACACCAAGCCUUUAUUCGAUUUCGGCAAGACCGGUGAUCAAAAGGAGACCAAAAAGGGAGAGUCAGAAAAGGACGCAUCAGGGAAACCAAGCUUUGUCUUUGGUGCAAGUGAUAAGCAAGCUGAAGGUACACCAUUAUUUACAUUCGGAAAAAAAGCUGAUGUAACAAGCAAUAUUGACUCCUCUGCACAAUUUACCUUUGGUAAAGCCGCCACCGCGAAAGAAACACACACCAAACCAUCUGAGACACCUGCCACAAUAGUCAAGAAGCCUACUUUUACUUUUGGGCAGUCAACAAGUGAAAAUAAGAUCUCUGAGGGAAGUGCGAAACCUACAUUCUCUUUCUCUAAGUCAGAGGAGGAACGUAAGAGUAGUCCAAUUUCAAACGAAGCAGCUAAACCCUCGUUUUCGUUUCCGGGCAAGCCUGUUGAUGUUCAAGCACCGACGGAUGAUAAGACUCUCAAGCCAACUUUUUCUUUUACUGAACCUGCUCAAAAAGAUUCAUCUGUUGUUUCGGAACCUAAAAAGCCCUCCUUUACGUUUGCGUCUUCAAAAACCUCACAACCAAAGCCAUUGUUUUCAUUUGGUAAGUCAGAUGCAGCUAAAGAACCACCAGGCUCUAACACCUCAUUUUCUUUCACUAAACCUCCUGCUAAUGAGACAGAUAAAAGACCUACACCGCCAUCUUUCACCUUUGGCGGUUCCACAACAAAUAAUACAACAACCACUAGCACAAAACCAUCUUUUAGUUUUGGGGCUCCCGAGUCGAUGAAGUCGACAGCAAGUACAGCGGCAGCAAAUACGGAGAAGCUAUCAAAUGGCUUUUCCUUUACAAAGUUCAAUCACAAUAAAGAAAAGUCAAACUCUCCAACUUCUUUCUUCGAUGGUUCUGCUUCCUCAACGCCGAUUCCUGUCUUGGGUAAGCCAACAGACGCUACUGGUAAUACAACAUCUAAAUCUGCAUUUUCAUUCGGUACUGCUAACACCAAUGGUACCAAUGCCUCAGCAAACUCCACAUCAUUCUCGUUUAACGCCCCUGCUACUGGUAACGGCACAACUACUACUUCCAAUACCUCAGGAACCAAUAUAGCGGGUACAUUUAACGUAGGAAAACCGGAUCAAAGUAUCGCUAGUGGCAAUACGAAUGGAGCGGGCUCGGCAUUUGGCUUUUCGAGCUCAGGAACAGCAGCAACUGGUGCAGCUUCUAAUCAAUCUUCAUUUAAUUUUGGAAACAAUGGUGCAGGGGGUCUCAAUCCUUUUACAUCAGCAACUUCGUCAACUAAUGCUAAUGCUGGUUUAUUCAAUAAACCUCCUUCCACGAAUGCACAAAAUGUCAAUGUUCCCUCUGCUUUUAAUUUUACGGGAAAUAAUUCAACGCCUGGUGGCGGCUCUGUAUUUAAUAUGAACGGCAACACUAAUGCUAAUACGGUGUUUGCCGGCUCUAAUAACCAACCACAUCAAUCGCAAACCCCAUCUUUCAAUACAAACAGCUCAUUCACGCCAUCAACAGUUCCUAAUAUUAAUUUUAGCGGAUUGAAUGGCGGAAUUACUAAUACCGCGACCAAUGCAUUAAGGCCAAGUGAUAUAUUUGGUGCGAAUGCUGCCUCUGGUUCCAAUUCAAACGUAACAAAUCCAUCAUCCAUUUUUGGGGGGGCAGGUGGUGUGCCGACAACUUCUUUUGGGCAGCCGCAGUCAGCCCCUAAUCAGAUGGGGAUGGGAACAAAUAAUGGCAUGAGCAUGGGCGGUGGUGUUAUGGCGAACAGAAAGAUUGCAAGAAUGAGGCACUCUAAAAGGUAA
This is a messenger RNA of Saccharomyces cerevisiae S288C, 3231 nucleotides long. RefSeq names its product FG-nucleoporin NUP1 (gene NUP1). Gene Ontology annotation, cellular component: nuclear pore; nuclear membrane. The coding region runs from base 1 to 3231 and encodes 1076 amino acids. The record is from RefSeq and is marked reviewed. Lineage: Eukaryota; Fungi; Ascomycota; Saccharomycetes; Saccharomycetales; Saccharomycetaceae. The transcript has a single exon.